Labrus mixtus (cuckoo wrasse) is the source of this 8002-nucleotide messenger RNA. It is a transcript of the gene myo7ba, whose product is annotated as unconventional myosin-VIIa. Gene Ontology annotation, molecular function: cytoskeletal motor activity; ATP binding; protein binding. The coding region runs from base 91 to 6867 and encodes 2258 amino acids. NCBI's taxonomy places the organism in Eukaryota, Metazoa, Chordata, Actinopteri, Labriformes, Labridae. Gene Ontology annotation, cellular component: myosin complex; cytoskeleton. The transcript has 47 exons. The record is from RefSeq and is a predicted model, not a curated record.
GAAACCUCCCUUCCUGCUUCACUGUCAGUCAAUCCAAAGUUCCCUCAGCAGCAGGAACAAGAGAAACAAGACUUAAUCCCUGUUUCUGCAAUGCUGCAUUUGAGUAAGGGUGAUUUUGUAUGGACGGACUCUGGUGCUGGGGUGCCGAUCGGGGCGGAGGUGAAGGUGACUGACACUGGACAGCUCCAGCUGGUCGAUGAUGAAGGAAAGACGCACAAAAUCAACAAGAAGACGGAGGGCUCCAUCCGGCCCAUGCACCCCACCUCUGUGAAGGGUGUGGAUGACAUGAUAAGGCUGGGGGAUCUGAACGAGGCCGGGCUCCUCAGGAACCUCCUGGUGCGACACAAAGAAGGCAUCAUCUAUACGUACACAGGCUCCAUUCUGGUGGCCGUCAACCCUUACCAGCUGCUGCCCAUCUACACCACCGAGCAAGUGCACAUGUACACAGACCGGCGGCUGGGUGAACUGCCGCCGCACGUCUUUGCCAUCGCAGACAGCUGCUUCUUCAACAUGCGCCGCAACAAGAAGAACCAGUGCUGUGUCAUCAGUGGAGAGUCAGGAGCAGGGAAGACUGAGAGCACCAAACUGGUGCUGCAGUUCCUGGCUGCAGUGAGUGGGCAGCACUCCUGGAUUGAGCAGCAGAUUCUUGAAGCGAACCCCAUCUUGGAAGCCUUUGGGAACGCUAAAACGGUUCGUAACGAUAACUCCAGUCGAUUUGGGAAGUACAUUGACGUCAACUUCACCAAAGGGGGCGCCAUAGAGGGGGCUCGGGUUGAGCAGUAUCUGCUGGAGAAGUCCAGAGUGUGUCGCCAGGCCCCCGAGGAGAGAAACUACCACAUCUUUUAUUACAUGCUGAUGGGAAUGUCGGCCGACCAGAAAAAUAUUCUUUCUCUUGGAAACGCUGCAGAGUACAACUAUCUCACCAUGGGUAACUGCACCAGCUGUGAGGGGCGCGAUGAUGUGAAGGAAUACGCUCACUUUCGCUCAGCUCUCAAGAUCCUCAUGUUCACAGAGAACGACUCCUGGGAAAUCAGCAAACUGCUCGCUGCUAUACUCCACCUGGGCAACGUGAAAUUUGAGAGCACCAUAGUGAACAACCUGGAGGGCUCUGAAAUCCGCAAAUCGUCUAAUUUCGACAUGGCCUGCCAACUUAUGGAGGUGGCUCCUAAAGAGCUGGGGAAGAGUCUGACUGAGCGCUCACUCAUGACGACCCGAGAGAGUGUGACCAAACCUCUGACCUGUGAGCAGGCUCAGGACGGCAGGGACGCCUUUGUCAAAGCCAUUUAUGGAAGGCUUUUCAUCUGGGUUGUGGAUAAAAUAAAUGCCGCCAUUUACAAACCACCUGAGGACACCGACGUGGUCCGACAGUCAAUCGGCCUGCUCGACAUCUUCGGCUUUGAGAACUUCAACAAAAACAGCUUUGAGCAGCUGUGCAUCAACUUUGCCAACGAGCAGUUGCAGCAGUUCUUUGUGAAACACGUUUUCAAGCUGGAGCAGGACGAGUACACCCGGGAAAACAUUGUUUGGAAGCACAUUGACUACAAAGACAACCAAAGCACCCUGGACGUGUUGGCCAGCAAACCCAUGAACAUGCUGGCGCUGAUUGACGAAGAGAGCAGCUUCCCCAAGGGCACGGAUACCACCAUGCUGCAAAAGAUAAAUCAGCAUCAUGGGAAGGGGGGCAUCUAUAUUCCCCCCAAGAACAACUACGAGACGCAGUUUGGAGUCCAGCACUUUGCUGGAGUUGUCUACUAUGAUUCAACAGGUUUCCUUGAGAAGAACCGUGACGCCCUCAGCACAGAUCUGAUUCAGAUGGUGCAGACCUCUGCCAAUAAACUCCUCAAACAGGUGUUUCAAAAAGAGCUGUCAUCCAGUACGAUCAAGAGCAGCGUCAACCCCAGGAUGGUCAUCACCGCGGCAAGCAACAGCCUUCGACAAGCGCCGGAUGGCAAGAAGCGCGUGCCGACUCUGAUCGGACAGUUUCGUCUGUCUCUGGAUUCCCUGAUGAAGACACUGACUGUGUGCCAGCCUUAUUUCAUACGCUGCAUCAAACCCAACGACUUCAAGAAGCCCAUGGUGAGGAAAACAAACAGUGGUGACUCAACCAAAAGUAUUCAAAAAGAUUUAAAACCGUUUGAUACAAGUGGACCCUCUGUGUCUCAGCUGUUCGACAGAGAGCUGUGCAUCCGUCAGCUGCGGUACUCUGGCAUGAUGGAGACCAUCAGGAUCAGGAAAGCUGGAUAUCCCGUACGCUACACCUUCCAGGAGUUUUUAGAUCGCUACCGCGUCCUUCUGAAAACCUCCCUCUGUGAUCCUAAAACAGAAAGCAAAGAGAAAUGCUGUGAAAGCAUUUGUGAAACUGUGCUGGAUGGAAAGGGAGACUGGAAGACGGGAAAGACAAAGAUUUUCCUCAAGGACUCCCACGACACCAUGCUUGAAGUGGAGCGAAUGAAAGAACUAAAUACGAAAGCACUUCUGAUCCAGAAAGUCCUGAGAGGCUACAAAUACAGGAGACAAUACCUGCGGCAGAAGGCCAGUGCUCUCGUCAUUCAGAAAUACUGGAGAGGACACAAAGGCAGGAAGCUGUACAGAGUGGUCCAGCUGGGCUUUGCGAGACUGCAGGCUCAGGUUCGCUCUCGUCAGCUCCACUACCAGUACAAGAGGAAGCGUGAGGCGGCCAUGGUGCUGCAGACUCAAAUCAGAGGACACCUCGCCAGGAAGGAGUGGAAGCGCAAGAGAGACGCUGUGAUCCUGCUGCAGGCUUACACCAGGGGUGGGCUGGCAAGGAAGGCUCUCAAGAAGAUGAAGCGAGACCGUUACCUCUCCGCUAAAGACAGAGAAGCAGAAGAGAGGGCCUUGAUGGAGAAACAGAAAAACUUGGAGGAAGUGCUGAGGCAGAAGAAAGAGAAAGAGGCCAUAGCUCAGACUGAGAGCAUCACAGACCAGGAGAUGGUGGAGCGCAUGUUUGAAUUCCUGCCCAGGAUAGUCGGAGGGCAGGAGGGGCAAGCACCCGUGGGAUUCGAGAAAUUUGAGGGGAUGAUCACAGAGGAGAUAGACAUCGACGAUUUCCCAAUCGAGGAAAAUCUUCCCACAGACGACUACGAUGAUCUGGAUGAAUACUCCUUCUCUAAAUUCGCCUCCAUGUACUUCCAGGGUGCGGCCACCCCCACCCACAUCCGUCAGAGACUCAGGCAGCCUCUGCUUUACCACGAAGAUGAAGGAGAUGUUCUGGCUUCUCUGACAGUGUGGUGGAUCAUCCUGAGGUUCAUGGGAGACCUCCCUGAGCCUAAGAAGCAGGUUAGAGCCCCAGGAGCCCCAGCACAGGAACGGUUUCUGCCACAAGACCUGAUCUCCAGAAAAGACAGACGCCUCAGCCACAUGGUCGGCCUGGACCAGAGGGUGCUAAGGAAUAAAAAAGAGAGAAAGCCCUCCACUGUACCCGAGGAACCAGCACCCAUCAAGAGGGGCUCCAUUUUCACUGACCUUCUGACAAGAAGCAGGAAGCCAUCUGCCGUGCCGGGUGAGACAGCUCAAAACCCGAAGGUGUACACAGUGCCAGAGGGAAGCCCUCGAGCGAGGAAGGGAUCCACAUUUACCGACCUGCUGUCCAGGAACAGAAAAGCCUCCACUGUUCCAGAAAACACAAUCCCUAAAUCUGCUUCAGGCCUCAGAAAACCCUCGAUCAUCAUGGAGGAGUCUGAUGACCUGACGGAGGUGUCCAAGCCUCCCACCCUGCAGACCGUGCAGGAGGACAGUGACGUCAUGGUCGGUGAAGGACCGACUCUGGAGCGGCCGCUGACAUCUUUGGAAAAACUUCACAUCAUCGUGGGAUACGCUAUUGUCCGACAUGACCUCAGGGAUGAGAUCUACUGUCAGAUCUGCAAGCAGCUUCAGGAGAACAACAACCGAAACAGCUACUUCCGUGGCUGGAUCCUGCUGUCUCUGUGUCUGGGCAUUUUCCCACCAAGUGAGCGCUUUACAAGAUACCUGCAAAGCUUCAUCCGUUUCGCUCCCGGAGAUUAUGCUUCUUACUGUGCAGAGAGGCUGAGACGCACCAGGAUGAACGGAAUGAGAGGAGAGCCUCCGUCCUGGCUGGAGCUGCAGGCAACCAAGACAAAGAAGCCGAUGAUCGUGGCGGUGAAGCUGAUGGACGGUCGCUCCAUGAACCUGCCCGUUGACUCGGCUUCUACCUCCAGAGAGAUCUGCCAAGCUCUCUCGAACAAGAUUAAACUCAAGGACACCUUUGGCUUUUCUCUCUAUGUGGCCUUGUAUGAAAAGGUGUGGGCUCUGGGCAGCGGCCGGGAGCACGUGAUGGACGCCAUCUCUCAGUGCGAGCAGGAGGUGAAGAGGAGAGGAGGGCAGGAGCAGCACACUCCCUGGCGUCUCUUCUUCCGUAAGGAGAUCUUCACUCCAUGGCAUGACUGCAAAGAAGACAAAUUCAGCACAGACCUCAUCUACCAACAAAUCAUCCAUGGCCUGAAGUUUGGGGAGUACCAGAGUGAAAAGGAGGAUGACCUUGUCCAGCUGGCUGCCAAACAUUUAUACGUCCAGCAUGGCUCAGACAGCAGUCCAGAACAUGUGAAGGAAACGGUUCAGGACUGCAUCAACAACUCUCUGCUGGAGGCAAAGUCAGAGGCCAAGUGGGUGCAGAUGGUCAGCACCGCUCAUACUCAGGGUUCAUAUUUGAGCUCAAGACAAAAGACCGAUUCAGUGAAGGCGGAGACGGUGGACUAUGCCCGAGAGAAGUGGCCCAUGUUCUUCUCAAGGUUCUUUGAAGUUGUCAAACUGUCAGGGCCUGCGCUGCCAAAGAACAAAUUCAUUGUGGCCAUAAACUGGACGGGCAUCACUUUCCUGGAUGAGAGAGAGAGGAGGCUGCUGGAGCUCUCCUUCCCCGAGGUCACCGGAGUCAACACCAUCAGGGAGGGUAAAGCGUCUGGACAGGCAGUGAAUCUGCUGACCCUGAAAGGAGACUUCACUCUGAGUGGGACUGCAGCUGGAGACAUGGCGGAGCUGAUAACGAUGUUCCUCAGCGGACUGAUGGAGAGAUCUCAGUACGCUGUGACUUUGAAGGAAGCCUCACAAGAUGACCCUGCACUGCUCAGCUUCAAGAAAGGAGCGCUCAUUAUAAUUAUCAAAGACGAUGAGUUUCCUUUGCAGCGGGGCUGGAUUAAGGGCCAAAAUGACAGCACAAAAAAAACAGGAGCCGUCCCCACUGAAGAUAUCUUAAUCCUACCCACACUCAGCAAACCCACAAACGAGGUCAUGAGCCUCCUCAAUUUAUCCCCUAACCAGAGGAAGACUAUCAUACAGGCAAACCAGAAGGAAACAGGAACCAUGGAGAAAUUGGCUCCGUUCACGCUGAAGGAAUUCGCCCUUGAAUACUUCAGGCAGCCCACAAAGGACGUGAACCGUCAGGUGAUUUCCAGAAACUCUGCUCCUGAGAAGCUGUGGGCGAACUCCAGAGAGCCAAUCAGACAGCCCCUCCUCAAGAAACUGGUGGGAAACCCCGAGCUCAGCCACAAAGCCUGUCUGGCCUUCACUGCGAUCCUGAAAUAUAUGGGAGAUUACCCCACCAAGCAGAUGCAGAGUCCACUGGAGCUCACAGACCAGAUCUUCGGCCCCGCCACCAAACACGAAGUGCUCAGGGAUGAGAUCUACUGCCAGAUCAUGAAGCAGAUGACCAUCAACAACAACAGGUUCAGCGUAGAGCAGGGCUGGCAGCUGAUGUGGCUCUGCUGCGGCCUGUUUCCUCCCACCCAGUCACUUCUGAAACACACUCAGCGAUUUCUGGAUUCCCGUCGCAGAGAGCCCCUCACCUCCGACUGUCUGCAGCGCCUGCAGAGCUCACUGAGGCUGGAGCCCAGGAAGCUGCCACCUCAUCAGGUCGAGGUCGAUGCCAUCCAACAGAACAGCACGCAGAUCUUCCACAAAAUCCACUUUCCUAACAAAACAGAAGCGAAAUUUGAGGUGGCGACAAGCACCAGGAUCAGGGAUCUCAUCCAGAACAUCAGCAAACAGCUCAAGCUGGCCUCAGCAGACGGAUUCAGCAUUUUUGUCAAAACACAUGACAAGGUUCUCAGUUUGAAUGACACAGACUACUUCUUCGAUAGUCUGAGGCAGAUCACAGACUGGUCUAAGAAAGCCAAGAGGAUCAAAGACGGUGGACCUGUGAACGUACCGUACCUUGUGUUCUUCAUGAGGAAGUUGUGGUUCAAUGUGGUCCCUGGCAGAGACACUGAGGCCGAUCUUAUCUUCCAUUUCCCUCAGGAGGUGCCAAAGUACCUGAGAGGAUAUCACGUUUGCACCAAAGAGGAAAUGGUCAACAUUGCUGCUCUGCUCUUAAGAAUUAAAGUAAACAACGACAAAACCCAGUUGGUCCAGAUUCCCAAGCUGCUGAAAGAGCUGGUGCCUCUAGACCAGCUGAAGGCCAUGUCUGAGAACGAGUGGAAGAAGACUAUUGUCGCCUCUUUUAACAAACAAGCUGGUAUGACUGUUGAAGAAGCUGUGGUGGCUUUCCUGAAGGCGGUGUGCCGCUGGCCGACGUUCGGCUGUGCAUUCUUUGAAGUGAAGCAAACUUCAGAACAAAAUUUCCCAGAUAUUGUGAGAAUAGCAAUCAGCAAGCAAGGACUCACCAUCAUCCACCCUAAAACCAAGGAUGUUCUGGCAAAUCACCCGUUUAAUCGCAUUGCUAACUGGUGCAGUGGAAGCACCUACUUCCACAUGACCAUCGGCAGUUUAGUGAAGGGGAGCAAAUUCCUGUGUGAAACCUCGCUGGGUUACAAGAUGGACGAUCUUAUAACCUCCUAUGUCAACAUGUAUCUCAGAGAGAGGAAGGCAGUACAAACCAGGAACCAACGCUUCAACUGAGCUGAGCCGCAGGGACACAAGUGUGUGACGACACAAACUUCUGUCUGUUUCUGCAGAUUAAUACAGACACACUCAACUUUUAGUUCAUACUCACACAAAGAGGCAGAGCAGCAACAUUUUGUUUUUUUGUAUUGAUGAUAAUUGAUCAGCUCCUUACAGAAGUUGUAGAGUCCUACAUUGUAUUGUAUUUUUCUUUGGCAUUUAUGCAAUAACAUUUCCAAAGUGAACAACACAUAUUCUGGACACAGUUUCUCCAAUCCUUAAUUCAGGGAAAGAAUCUCGUGUUGAAUGAGGUUUAUAAUAUUCAAAUAAAACAUUCAUUUUCAAAUAUUAAAGGAGCAAUAUGUAACUCUGACACCUAGCGUUUAAAAUGUGUACUGCAUUUCAUAUUGGAGAGAGCUGUCUCCCCCCGCCCCCUCCUUCCGAGAGCUGAUGCGCAUGUGGGUUGCCAUGACGCGGACAUGGAAGCUUCAGUGUUUAGCCAGCUCUGCAUCGGUCUUGGAACCUUUCUGCGCUCUAACCUCUCUCUAUUUUUCAAAAGUAUCUCCAAUAUUUAUCCUAGUUUGAGCACAUUUCUAAAAUGCAGAGGCUUUUUCGGUCAGGUAAAAUCAGUUAUAUCUGAACCAGUUCGCUUGCCUGCUUCCAUCACUGCAACACCUGUUUGUUUGCAAAUGGCAAAUCCAGGGGUGUCCAAAACGGCCGUGUAAAACUGCCUCCUUCUCUGGUGAAAACAAAAACAGUCCAUUCAGGACAGGAAUCUAAACUUAGAAGGGGGACUUACUGGCUGCAGCAUUGUUGUCUGAUGAUAAAGUUAGGUCACUUUAUCAUUGAAUUCAGCAGAUAUCUUACAUAGUGCUCCUUUAAUUAGAAACGUGUGAUGAAUUAAGGAAUCUUUAAUUACAAAUCAGUCCAAUUUGUAAACCUUCAUUUUAUUUGUUUAUCAUGAAAGAUUUAUGAGACUCAAACCUUCAAUAUUGAUCUGCAUGCCUUCAAUAAUAAUCAAGGUUCCCUUUGAAGAUUUCCUACACAUUUAUAUCCAUCACUCAGAUCCAACACUUAUUGUGUUUCAUGCACUUUCUUCUUUUAAAAAACCAUUGAAGCCAAUUGUGAAAAUAAAGGUAUUCUUUAAUAUGAA